Messenger RNA from Marmota monax (woodchuck), 10105 nucleotides. It is a transcript of the gene Pgap1, whose product is annotated as post-GPI attachment to proteins inositol deacylase 1. The coding region runs from base 86 to 2854 and encodes 922 amino acids. Gene Ontology annotation, molecular function: phosphatidylinositol deacylase activity. NCBI's taxonomy places the organism in Eukaryota, Metazoa, Chordata, Mammalia, Rodentia, Sciuridae. The transcript has 27 exons. Gene Ontology annotation, cellular component: endoplasmic reticulum. The record is from RefSeq and is a predicted model, not a curated record. Gene Ontology annotation, biological process: endoplasmic reticulum to Golgi vesicle-mediated transport; GPI anchor metabolic process.
GCUGGGGCGGCCCGGAGUCUUCGGCUCGCUCUGUCAGUGCUUGCAGCCCCGCGGCGGCGGUGGCGGCAGCGUUGGCAGCACCACCAUGUUUCUUCACUCGGUCAACCUCUGGAACCUGGCGUUUUAUGUCUUCAUGGUCUUUAUGGCGACCCUGGGGCUGUGGGAUGUCUUCUUCGGUUUCGAGGAGAACAGAUGCAGUAUGAGCUACAUGUUUGAGUACCCCGAGUAUCAGAAAAUAGAACUUCCAAAGAAAUUGGCAAAACGCUAUCCAGCAUAUGAGUUAUAUCUUUAUGGAGAAGGAUCCUAUGCCGAAGAACACAAAAUUCUCCCUUUGACAGGAAUUCCAGUUCUCUUUCUUCCUGGUAAUGCUGGAAGUUACAAGCAAGUUCGUUCUAUUGGCUCUAUUGCACUUAGAAAAGCAGAAGACAUUGACUUUAAGUACCACUUUGACUUCUUUAGUGUGAAUUUCAAUGAAGAACUGGUGGCAUUGUAUGGGGGAAGUCUUCAGAAGCAGACCAAGUUUGUGCAUGAAUGUAUUAAAACAAUUCUCAAACUUUACAAGGGUCAAGAAUUUGCUCCAAAAAGUGUGGCAAUAAUUGGUCAUUCUAUGGGUGGACUUGUUGCAAGAGCAUUACUUACUCUGAAAAAUUUUAAACAAGAUCUGAUAAAUCUUCUCAUUACACAAGCCACACCUCAUGUUGCUCCUGUUAUGCCAUUAGAUCGUUUCAUUACAGAUUUUUAUAUGACUGUAAACAACUAUUGGAUUCUAAAUGCUCGACAUAUAAACUUGACCACGCUUUCUGUAGCUGGAGGAUUCCGGGAUUACCAAGUUCGUUCAGGACUGACUUUUCUACCAAAAUUAAGCCAUCAUACCAGUGCCUUAUCUGUUGUGAGUUCAGCAGUGCCUAAGACCUGGGUCUCAACAGACCACCUCUCCAUUGUGUGGUGUAAACAAUUGCAGUUGACUACAAUUCGAGCCUUCUUUGAUCUUAUUGAUGCCGAUACUAAACAAAUUACUCAAAAUUCCAAGAAGAAAUUGUCAGUUUUGAAUCACCACUUUAUAAGACAUCCUGCAAAACAUUUUGAGGAAAAUCCGUCAAUAAUUUCUGAUUUAACAGGGACAUCCAUGUGGGUUCCAGUAAAAGUGUCCAGAUGGACCUAUGUGGCUUACAAUGAAUCUGAUAAGAUAUAUUUUACAUUUCCUCUUGCAAAUCAUAGAAAAAUCUACACUCAUGUCUACUGUCAGAGCACCAUGCUGGAUACAAACAGUUGGAUAUUUGGCUGCAUAAACAGCACUUCUAUGUGCCGGCAAGGAGUUGAUUUAUCAUGGAAAGCUGAACUUCUGCCAACAAUUAAGUCUCUGACGUUAAGACUUCAAGACUAUCCAUCUUUGUCUCAUCUUGUUGUUUAUGUACCAUCUAUUCAUGGAAGUAAGUUUGUUGUAGAUUGUGAAUUCUUUAAAAAAGAGACAAGAUCCAUACAGCUUCCUGUAACUCAUCUUUUUUCCUUUGGACUAUCUUCAAGGAAAGUAGUAUUAAAUACAAGUGGCCUAUACUAUAAUAUAGAGCUUCUGAACUUUGGACAGAUAUACCAAGCUUUUAAAAUCAACGUGGUAAGCAAGUGCUCAGGAGUCAGAGAAGAAAUAACUAGUAUCUAUAAACUUCAUAUUCCCUGGUCUUAUGAAGAUUCACUAACCAUUGCACAGGUUCCAUCUAACACAGAAAUUUCUCUGAAACUUCAUAUUGCUCAACCAGAAAAUGACAGCCAUGUUGCAUUGUUAAAAAUGUACACAUCAUCAGAUUGUCAGUAUGAGGUGACAGUUAAGACAUCCUUUUCACAAAUACUUGGACAGGUAGUUAGAUUUCAUGGUGGAGCUCUUCCUGCUUAUGUUAUAUCUAGUAUCCUUCUUGCUUAUGGAGGACAGUUAUACUCUCUUUUCUCAACAGGUUAUUGCUUAGAAUAUGCUACCAUAUUGGAUAAAGAAGCCAAACCAUAUAAAGUUGAUCCUUUCGUAAUUAUUAUUAAGUUUCUUUUGGGGUAUAAAUGGUUUAAGGAAUUAUGGGACUUAUUAUUGUUACCAGAAUUAGAUGCCAUUGUUUUAACUAGUCAGAGUAUGUGUUUCCCCCUUGUAUCCUUGAUUCUCUUUCUAUUUGGAACAUGUACUGCCUACUGGAGUGGCCUACUGUCUUCUGCAUCUGUGAGACUCCUUUCCUCAUUAUGGCUAACUUUGAAAAGACCCUCUGAACUUCCUAAAGAUAUCAAGAUGAUAUCACCAGACUUACCUUUUUUGACAGUUGUUUUGAUCAUAAUUAGUUGGACAACUUGUGGAGCACUUGCCAUACUUCUUUCUUAUCUUUACUACGUAUUUAAGAUUGUUCAUCUGCAAGCCAGCCUCACAACUUUUAAAAAUAGCCAGCCCGUGAAUCCCAAACACUCUAGAAGAAGUGAAAAAAAAUCCAAUCACCAUAAAGACUCUUCAGUACACCAUCUUCGUUUAUCUGCCAGUGAUGCUGAAGACAGUCUUCGCAUGCACAGUACUGUGAUUAACUUAUUAACAUGGAUCGUAUUACUCAGCAUGCCAUCUUUAAUUUAUUGGUUAAAAAAUCUUAGGUAUUAUUUUAAACUUAAUCCUGAUCCAUGUAAACCUUUGGCAUUUAUCCUUAUUCCAACUAUGGCAGUUCUUGGAAAUACUUACACAGUUUCAAUAAAAUCAAGUAAAUUGUUGAAGACUGCCUCACAAUUUCCACUUCCUCUGGCUGUUGGUGUGAUUGCUUUUGGGUCAGCACACUUAUACAGGGUUCCAUGCUUUGUCUUCAUACCUCUCUUACUCCAUGCAUUAUGCAACUUUAUGUAAGACUGGACUUACAUGAUGAUAAAGAUGAUUUAUGCCUUUAGGGCCAGUAAUAAGAGUGAACAUACAGAUCCACCAAUAUGGGCAGCAAGAUCCUUUGGAGAAGACAAGUCUAUUUUUACAGUAUUGAAAAUAGGAAAUUAGUUUUGUAAUGCUUGAGGAAAACAGAUGAAGCAUGGUUUUGUUUUGUGGUGUGGCAUCUAGGUAUUAGUCAUUUUGCAAAAUUAGUGGAGAAAUAUGAUGGCCCCUGGCUUUGAGGACUCCUGUGCAUAUCAUCUAGUCUACUUCAUCAGCCAUACCAAGGAUCUUUUUCUAGAGACUCAGUAGAUACAACAUUGUUUGUAGUCUCACAUCAAACAUUCUGCUUGUUUCAUCAAGCUUUCUUCUGUAGGUUGUUUUAUAUUUGCUAUCUGUUUUCUAUUUUCAAUAUGUAAUCUUACAUAUUGAAAAAGAAGUCCUAAAAAUUUGACCAAAAAGAAAAAAAUGAAAGAAAGAAAAGACUGACAAAAUCCACUCUGUUUGGUUUCUCAGAAGUUAAAUUACCACAAAGAGUCUUUGGUUGGUUUUCGGCAGCCAGGGUGAACAGAAUAGACCUUUUGUCUUCUUACAUCUAUGGAAAUAAAGCUUUGAAUUAUAAGGAGACCUGCUUUUUGGUAACCAGAGCAAGACUGAUGAUGGAAACAUGAUUCAGACUCAAAACAAUGAAAUUCUGUUAUCAUAUAUUCUUGGUGAAUAUCAGGGCAUCAUUUAAGAAAUCUGUUGUUAAAUUUAAAGAACAUUCUCACAGAUAUUGGGAUUGGAGUAGUUUGUUUGGUUUAUACCAUUUGAAUAAUUCAUUGCAUCCAUGGUUGCCAAAAGAUUUUCAGGCUAUGAUAGAUUAUUGAAAUAACAACUCCAGUGGUCAGAAACAACUAUAGGUUUGCACCAUUUUUUGUCUACUGUGAAAAAAAAAUCAACAUGAUCACAAGUAUAGUAUCACAUUUGAUGUGUGAAACUAUACUGUAAUGGGAUAACAGUAAACAGGUAUUAUCAUAUUAAUAGCAUAAAUAUAAACAAUACACCUCAAUAAAUUGGGAUGUUAGCCAAUAGAUUUAACAGUAGAAUCUUGAUUUGCCUAUGUGACUUCUAGAAUUACUGUUUGACAAAUAAGAGUAACGUUUCUAUUUCAUUUCAAAUUUUGAUUCACUCUUAAUAACAAAAGUUUGAAGAAGGUGAUGGAGCAUAGUACAAGAAAAUAAUACUCUUUGCCUUCACAUAGAAUAAACUCAGGCUGAAGUAUACCUGGCUCAUAGAGCCCUUCUUUUAGAUGUGUGUGCUAUAAAUACUCCAAACCUCUUAAGUAAUGUCCUUAAGUUUGGUGAUUCCAUGGUCACACAUGUAAAAUUGUGUCCUUGUUAGUACCCUGGGACGUCCUAGAGAAUCAGUUUUAUUUCAUCUGCCAUUGUAUCUGGAUUCCAUUGCAACCUCUAAGCUGUUAAUUCUAUAGAGGAUCCCUUCCACUUUAAUAACUGUGGGGCAUUAACUCAUUUCCCUUCUUAAUUCCUCCUCAGGUCCUUGUUUUUAGCAUUAGUCAGAGAAGGUCUUAUUCUCACCUGAGGGUUGUAAGUUUGCAUGAUUCCGUUGUUGUCAUUUUCAGUUUUAUGCUUAUUGUUCAAUAUUCAUAUUAUCACUUACCAACACCAUUAAAGUGGAGGCAUAGUAAACUUAGAGACAUACCAGACUUUUAUUUGUUUGAGAGAAAUAGCAAAAAUAAUAAACCACAAAAUGCUUGAAUGUUCAAUACCUGAGAGGAAAGAGAUUUUUAUUAGAUUAUACACUUGUCUCUGUGGCAAACCACAUAUAUAUGUGGGAGUGUACUUACCAACAAGUUCUAAAGUCUUACUUAAGCCAACAAAAUAUUUCAUUUUAAGGACUACAAAAUUAAUUAAACAUUUUAUAAACAGUAGUACUUUAGGUCAUUAGCCAUUAUAUUUGUAUGUAUACAAAUAUACAUACAUAUACACAUUUUUGACAGGGUCUUCAUCAAGCACUUUAAAUUCAGGUAGCUACCAGAGGUGAGAGGUAGGUUCCAUCUGAGGAUUAGCAAAAUGGAUUAUUUCUAUCAUUAGGAAAACUCCUUGGCCUAUACAUUACACACUGUGGGAAACAUGCUUACAAUCUUUAUUAUCCUACAAAACAGCACAGAUCUAUUAGCAGAGUUACUGAAAAGGAAAUUAUUUAUUGGCAGCUAGAGAUAAUCUAGUUCUGCAAAUUUCUGUGUUCUCCUAAGGCAUUUUUAUUUAGAAAAUUAUCAAGUUUUGAGCAAACAUUUUUGCAUAUAAAAUAAUUCCUAGACAUUGUUGUUGAUACUAGAUCGGAUAUAGAUUGGACAGGGGAAAACAUUGGAUACUUUCCGUGUUUCUAAAGCCUCCCCUGGAGUUGCUGCUGUUAUAAUCUAGAACUGAUAAUAUGAUAGAAAUCAUUAACAUGGUGUUUGGUAGUGGGGGUAGGUCCCUGGGAUCCAGCCCAGGCCCUCUCACGUGCUAAGAACACACUCUACCACUGAGGCAUACCAUCAGCACCUGUUAAACUUUUUUAUUUCUGGAUCAUUUUCAUGCCAGAGUUAAAUUAGUUUCUUAUUUUCUUCAUUUUUGCCAGAAUGAAAAUAUUUAAAGCAGUGGUUUUUAAAAAGCCACUAUGCCUUUUUUAACAUUGAUUUUGAAUCCCUUUCAUGUAAUAAUUAUUUAAUAAUACAUUGAUUAAUCUUUUAAUAUUUUGGUCAGAUAAACUCAGAUGUGUAUGAUGGAAUUCCUUUUCUUGGAUGAACUAACUAUACUAAUAUCCACAUGAUAAUUUAGUAAAGAAAAAUAAGGAACUAUAGUAGGUAGGCCUACUAAAUGUUUGUUACUGCUUAUUUUAUCACUCGUUUAGACACUACUUGUUAUAAAGUAGGUUGUUUUUUUUCAUUUUCUAGUUCCUAUAGCUUCCUUGACUCUCCAGCCUUCUCAUUUAUAGCAUAAUGUGUUCAUUUAACCUGACUACCUGUUAGCAUUUCUUAAAGAAAGUGUUCAAGGGAAAUAAAAGGAAAUAAAACACACCUUUCAAUGUAGCUUUUUAAAGCUCUGGGAAAAAUAGGGAAACAUAAAUAAAAAUCUGAUUCCUGAAUCUCUAGAUAAAUCACUUGGCCUAAUUUCCAUCUUACAUUGGUUCUAAAUUAGUGUAAUGUCUUAUAUUAUUAUUUAGUUUAGUGCAAAACCUUAGAGUGCUGCAUUUGAAAUUUUAGGAAAUGGUUACUAAAACCAUUUGAGGAAAACCCAAAAAGGUGUUGAGACUUUCUUUGACGAGGCAUUUGUUGAUUAUUUUUCAUCAUCACAUUGUGUUUUCUCAGUGUUGUAGGAUUUUUUGAAUUUGUAUACCAUAGGAAACAAAAUACCUUGUGAAGUUUAUUAAAGGGGAAAAUCAAUUGGGAGACUGUGCCAUUUGCUCACCAGAAUAAAAGGGAGCAAUAAAAGUUAUCUUUCUUUCAGGAAAUUAAACCCUGCCAGGAAAACUUUCUUAGCAAAUAAAUGUAAAGGCAGAAGAUACUUUUACAAAAUUAUGUGGAAGCUGAACUUUUAUCCCAGUCUUUUUGAACUAAGAACAUUUCAAAUUCUGAAGUUUAUUUAUACACAUUACUCAUGGAUUCUUUCACAAUAAGUUUUAGUAAAUUGAGAAAAUAAGCAUUUACUUUUCAUAAGGACAAUAGGAAAGAAAAUUUGAGUCAGUGAUCCAAGUGCAAAUGUGUGUACUGUGAUUGCUCAAGAAUUCAUAUUGUUUUAAAUAAAUUAUAUUAUGAAUAGGGAAAACUGAAUUUUAUAUCUUAGUAACUUAGUUCAAAGAACAGAAAAAACUUUGGAAAUAGAAUAGACAAACUGUUAUUGCAUUAAUAAUAUAAAUGUGACAAUACACCUAAAUUGAUAACAGCGUUGUUCAAAAGUUAAGUGAUAUUCUAAGAUACAUCUUGAUUAAAUUGUCUUAGGUUAAUGCUUUUUAAAUCAAGUAAAGUACUUUCUAAAAGUGUUUGGCAUGUUAUGCUGCUCAAAAUGUAAGAUUUUAGAUACCAGGAAACCAGUUAAUUUCUGAGGAUUUUGCAUAAGAUUCAGAUCAAUCUGUAAACAUUCUGUACAUUGUAACUUUCAACAUUUAUGAAAAACUAUCUGUUGGUGUAUUUUAAUUAGGAUAAGUUUGUUCGAAUAUUCAAAUUCUAAUCCUAGUUUAGGAAAUCUAAAAGUAGCCAUUUUUGUAAAGUUCAUAUGCUAUUUUUAAUGUUAUUUUGACUUUUAGUAUUUAUAUAGUAGUAAUGUUAUGAGUAAAAAAAAUUAUAGACAAAGCAUAGCUAUUAACUGUUCAAAAGCCUAAAUGAUAGGCAUAUUUUGUAUUUCAUGUUGCACUUGUUCUGUUUCAUAUUGGACUUUUACAUCCUUUUUUAGGAAGAAAAUACAUUUGAAUUCUUAUUAGCAUCAAAGCUCUGUAUUGAAAACUGACUGUAUUAAUCUGCUAAACAUACUUUACCACCAAAGCUAAAUGAAAUUGUAAAAUACCUCUGGAUAUUUGUGCCAAUGAAACUUUCUUAACAUAUUGGGAUUAAAGCAAAAAUAAUCUUUUUCAGUGUUCUUCAUUUAGGACUUAUAAUAAAUGUGUAUAUCAUGAAAAUUCCAUAUUCUAAUUUUUCUUUGAAAAUACUCAAUUAUGGUAUAGUAUAUUAUAUUUUGUAUGAUUUUUUAAUGUUUUGAUUUUAUUUGGUAAAAAUCAGGUCACCCAAUACUGACCUUUCAUCAUUGACAUAAUCAUUUGAAAUAAUUUUGGUUUUGAUUAAUUUUGUGAUAUAAGACAUUAAUUUUUGUUGUAUAAGUAUGGGUGUCUUAUUUAUGUUAAUUGAAAGUUUGCAAUUUCUUUUGUUUUCUAUAUGUUUCCACUCAUUCCCUUUAUAUGGUCAUAUGGGGAAAUUAUCCACCAGACCCUAGCAAAGUAUAAUGAAAUAAACUUUUUAAUAUGUGAAUCUUAAAGGAAAAUAUUAUAAAACAAUCAAAAUGUUAAUGCUAAAGGUUACAUUAAUAUGGUGGUACUUGUGAGAGAAAAGUGGAAAUAUGAUAGGCUCAGAAACUGCUGUUUAUCUACUUGAAAUGCUUUAAUUUCUCAUAUAAAUUUUAAGGAUGUUUCAGACCUUCAUAGUGUUUCCCAUCAUUUAAUCACAUUUCUCUGCCCAGUAAUGUUGAUACAGUUUGCAUAAGUAUUGUUGGAAGUAAAGACAUAGCACAGAAAAGCAAAUGUUGAAAUAUUUGGCCUUGAUUUAAUAACAGUUUAUCCAAUUAUCUAAUGGGGACUGUGGGUGAUAUUAGUUAAAAGACAAUGUACAAAAUCUGAAUUUACUAUAUACUGUCCUUUGGAAUGAGUUUGUCCUCUGUGUUGAACAAUUUAUCCUAAAUAGGAGAUAUCUGUAUUUUAACAUAAUCAUGCUUUCUACAUUGUCAAAUAGGUAUUUGAUGUAAUACUGAUAGAAAUAACUUUGUCCUCCUCUGUUGUGGGGGUGGGAAGAAAAUCCAAUUUUUAGUGUGUAUAUAUAUAUUAGGAAAUUGUAUUAUGUAUUUACAUUUUUGAAAACAUAAAAAUGACUUAAAUAUAUUAUUUUGAAGUGAUUGUAUUACAGUUUCUUAAACUUAAGACUAACUAUAAAUGUAGCAACAUACCCAUGAGAAACCAGACCAAAAUUAAAUAUAUAUCACUGUGACCUUUAACUUGUAGUCAUUUGGAGUAAAAAAGACUGUGCCUUAAAAUGAUAAAGAAAUGCCCUGCAAUUUUAUACCUGUAUAUUUUAUUGUGGGUGGCCUUUUCAAACUGGUCCCAAAUCCUUUUCUUUGAAGUUGGAGAAAAAUUUUAAAAGCUGACUAGUAGUUCACUUAAUAUUUGCAGAACUAUUGUUCUUGAGGCCGCCCUUAAUUUCCAGAGUUCUUGUUUUCAAAUUAAGAUUAACUUAGGCCACAUAGAUGUAGAAAAUUAAGUUUGGCUAAAGUUUUUGUAAAACAACAACAACAACAUUAUUUUAGGAGAAGGUCAUGGCACCUAUGAACAUAUUGUACAUAGAAAAUCAAAUCUUCAAAAUGUAAUUUUUUUGUCAUAUUAAUGAGUAGUCUAACAAAGAUGCAAGCUCUUUCCUAAGACCUGUAUUCAUUUUUCUGUAGAUUGUUGAGGUUUGUGUUUGUAUGUGUCAAGUAAGAUUCAUUUAUCCAAUAAUGAUUUUUUAGCAAUUAAACUCAGAUUCAUGUAGUAUAUUUUUAACAUUUUUCUCUUUUCUUUUUCCUUCCUAGUUAUUUUUAAGAUACCAAGAUAAAACUGGCUCCAGUUUUUAUUUGCUUGUUUUUAAUGUAUAGUCUUGUAUCUUUACUGUGCUUAUUUAAAAUAAUGGCACAAUUUCUAUUAAAGUUCGAAUUAUUCCAUUUAUAAGAAAGUCAUGUUUUCUGCUAAAAGAUGCCCACAUUUCUGUAUUCUCAGAGUGUGUGUUUUAUUUCUCAAUUUUAGUUUUGAACAUAGACUCAACAUAUUUGUUCCUUCUAUUUUACCUCCACUACCAUCCCUCAAAGACAAGAAGGUAGGUUUCUCUAAAACUAUAUAGAAAGAUGUUAUGUCUUUCCGUCAAGACUGGUCAAAUUGACAAGAAAAUAAUUUGGGCAAGGGUAUGUAGUAAAUAAGUGGCUUUCAACCUACAUCAAUUUUUAUAUCACAGUUAAAAAUUUUACAGAGGACAAAGUUUGUUGUUCUGAGAUAGACUCAGUAAGAAAUCAUUUAUUAGCAAAUUGAUUUUGUUCUCAUCCAGAAAGUACAUUGGAUAAUAACAGUACUUAAUAGUGCAAAGGAACUUGUCCUGUAGUAUAUAUAUUGAAAAAUUAUUGUCACCUCGAGGAUCUUUCCAUUUAAACAUGCAUGAUCUUCUCCAGUACUUUGUACAAUGUAUGGUGUACUAAAUACACUUAUGUGUAAUUUUGUGUGUAUUUUUGGUAUGAUGUAAUUAACAUUGUUACAUUUAACUGGUUGUAAUUCAGAAAAAGUGCUACUUAUUGUGCUUCAUAGAGUGUUGUGAAUUUUUUUUCUUAUGUUUCCACAUUAUGGUGUAAGUUUAUAGAUGAAUAUUUGCCUUCAGUCUCUGCUCAGGUAUUAAUGUGUAGCAAUUUUGGUGCUUUCUUUUUAAUGUCAUAAUCUGGUGUUCUGAAUGUUCAAAAAUAAAUUUGGUGAAUAAGCACA